Molecule: messenger RNA, 1574 nt
Organism: Olea europaea var. sylvestris
Lineage: Eukaryota; Viridiplantae; Streptophyta; Magnoliopsida; Lamiales; Oleaceae
Product: sorbitol dehydrogenase-like
Exons: 6
Coding region: 112-1203 (363 amino acids)
Molecular function (GO): zinc ion binding; oxidoreductase activity, acting on the CH-OH group of donors, NAD or NADP as acceptor
Source: RefSeq, a predicted model, not a curated record
UCUCAUUCACAAGAAUCCAAUCUAUAAAUUGACAAACCUGCUAAUCUCACCCUUCAUACUCACUCAAUCAAUCUUGAUUGAUUUUUAGAGAGAGAGAGAGAGAGAGAGGAAAUGGGUAAGGGUGGUAAGUCUCAUGGAAAUAGUGGGGAGGAAGAAGAGAACAUGGCAGCUUGGCUUCUGGGUGUUAACAAUCUCAAGAUUCAGCCUUUCAAGCUUCCUCCUCUAGGCCCCCUUGAUGCUAGAAUUAGGAUGAAAGCUGUGGGUAUAUGUGGAAGUGACGUUCACUUCCUCAAGACGAUGAGAUUAGCAGAUUUUGUUGUUAAAGAACCAAUGGUGAUUGGGCAUGAAUGUGCCGGGAUCAUCGAGGAAGUUGGUACUGAAGUAAAGCACCUUGUGCCGGGCGAUCGUGUGGCAAUCGAGCCAGGAAUCAACUGUUGGAGAUGUAGUCGUUGCAAAGAAGGUCGAUACAAUUUGUGUGCUGACAUGAAGUUUUUCGCUACUCCACCUGUCCAUGGUUCGCUUGCAAAUCAGAUUGUGCAUCCUGCAGACUUGUGUUUUAAACUCCCAGACAAUAUGAGUUUUGAGGAGGGCGCUAUGUGUGAGCCUUUGAGUGUUGGUGUUCAUGCAUGUCGUCGUGCGAAUAUCGGUCCCGAGACAAAUGUGUUGGUGAUGGGAGCAGGGCCUAUUGGGCUUGUAACACUACUUGUGGCCCGUGCAUUUGGGUCCCCGAGAACUGUGAUUGUGGAUGUAGAUGAUCACCGUCUUUCAGUUGCUAAGGAGUUUGGAGCGGACGAGACUGUCAAAGUUUCUACAGAUAUAAAGGAUUUGGCUUCAGAGAUUGAACAGAUUAAAAAAGCUAUGGGAGCUAGAGUCGACGUGACCUUCGACUGUGCAGGCUUUAAUAAAACCAUGUCAACAGCUCUUGGCACCACUUGUACGGGUGGAAAAGUUUGCCUCGUUGGACUAGGCCAUAGCAUAAUGACUGUCCCCCUUGCCCCAGCUGCAGUAAGAGAGAUUGACGUGAUAGGCAUAUGGCGAUAUAAGAACACGUGGCCUUUAUGCAUUGAGUUUAUAAGGAGCGGUAAGAUAGAUGUAAAGCCGUUUAUCACCCACAGGUAUGGAUUCUCUCAGAAGGAGGUUGAAGAAGCCUUUGAAACCAGUGCACUUGGUGGUAAAGCUAUCAAGGUCAUGUUUAAUCUGUGAAUAAUGCUAUUUAACAACAUUGGUGCUACAAUAUCAGUUUAGGCACUAAGUGAUAGGCUCAAUGAAAGGUAGAAUGAAGUGAUUCUUUUAAUUAUACCUUUCAUUUAAUGUCACAUUAGAACUAAACUGAUAUUCUAACAUCAGUGGUGCUAAAUAGCAUUAUACUUAAUCUAUAGUACUUGUUCUGUGUAAAGAGUGAAAUAAAGGAACAAGAAGAGAGGAUCUCCAUAUGAGAGAGAUGGGGAAAACCUUCCCUUUUUUUUUUUUUUUUUUUUUUUUUUGGAAGUUUGAACAAACUAUAGAUGUUGAAUCUUGAAUUUCUGUUGUGGUUGACUGUUAUUACAAUAAAUCAAGACAUUUUAAGGAUGCUA